Molecule: messenger RNA, 4554 nt
Organism: Motacilla alba alba
Lineage: Eukaryota; Metazoa; Chordata; Aves; Passeriformes; Motacillidae
Gene: RAB8A
Product: RAB8A, member RAS oncogene family
Exons: 8
Coding region: 38-661 (207 amino acids)
Biological process (GO): cellular response to insulin stimulus; protein secretion; protein localization to plasma membrane
Cellular component (GO): trans-Golgi network transport vesicle; plasma membrane; endosome
Molecular function (GO): GTPase activity; GTP binding
Source: RefSeq, a predicted model, not a curated record
GGCGUGCGCGUGGUGGGCGGGGCCGGCGCCCACCAACAUGGCGAAGACCUACGACUACCUGUUCAAGCUGCUGCUGAUCGGCGACUCGGGCGUGGGCAAGACCUGCGCGCUGUUCCGCUUCUCCGAGGACGCCUUCAACGCCACCUUCAUCUCCACCAUCGGAAUCGACUUUAAAAUCAGAACGAUAGAGCUCGAUGGCAAGAGAAUCAAGCUGCAGAUCUGGGACACGGCCGGGCAGGAGCGGUUCCGGACCAUCACCACCGCCUACUACCGGGGAGCCAUGGGCAUCAUGCUGGUGUACGACAUCACCAACGAAAAGUCUUUUGAAAAUAUUCGGAACUGGGUGAGGAAUAUUGAAGAGCAUGCCUCUCCAGAUGUUGAAAAAAUGAUCCUGGGGAACAAAUGCGAUGCAAAUGACAAAAGACAAGUCUCUAGAGAGCAGGGGGAGAAGCUUGCUGCAAGUUUCGGGAUUAAAUUCAUGGAGACCAGUGCAAAGGCAAAUAUAAACAUAGAGAAUGCAUUUUUCACUCUUGCAAGAGAUAUCAAAGCAAAAAUGGACAAGAAGUUGGAAGGCAAUAGCCCUCAAGGCAGCAACCAGGGAGUCAAAAUCACACAAGACCAGCAAAAGAAAAGCAGCUUUUUCCGAUGUGUUCUUCUGUGAGGGACACGGCCUUAAUCUGAGCUGGACUGUGCCUGUGCUAAGUGAGGUUUCCUCUUUCUGUGGACUUAGUGCUCCCAACAUACCUUGUCACUCUGUGACCAUCUGAAUAAGAAAUGGCUUAUUUUGGUAAUUGUCUGACUCUUCAAUUUUGGAGAUGAAACAGGUUUAUUUUUGUCAGAUUGCCACUGGGCAUGUGUAUUGUCUAGCAGAGGAAGAACAGAUCACAUGUGACCUGGGAUGCAGCACCAUGGCUUCAGUCUUCAUUUGUAUCUGUCACGUAUCCAGUUUAGAAAGAUGAAGUUGUGAUCAAAAUAAGAAACCUAAACGCCACUGUUCAUGAAGUACAGGUGUGCAUACGUGGUACGUGUGCAUAUCCAGAGUGUAGCUGCACACUGAAUAGUGGCAUGAGACAUCCCAGAAAUCACUGAGGUGAGCAGUGCAGGCUGAUGCCUUCCCAGCAGGUACGAGGGAGCUUUCUGCAGCUCCACCUCUUUACUACUGCAGAGAAACUCCUUUAUCUGCCUGUCUCUUACUCUAGACAAUCCACAAGUACAAUUGAUGUUUUAAAAAAAUUCUCCUCAGAGGAAUCUCUAUUUUUUUAAAAAAAAGAAUGUGUGCUGUACAUAGAAUGGGUCCUUACCAUUGGUAAUUCAUCCAUGUUAGACUUGACUGUGCUUAAUUAAGUACUCCGGACAUUCAGACAUGUUUAACAGGAGCUGAUGGCUACACUGAGUCCUGUACAGAUGAUCUGUCAUUUGUUCUUGGAGAACCAGGGUCAGGCAGGGACACUUACACAAAAUCUGUCACCUUACAAUGGGUGGCUUUACCACUCUCCAGCUGGGAAUGACUCCAGACCUAUCGUGACAGAGUAGGUAGUUUUAAAUCACGACAAAGAAACGCAGUGCACUGCUCUCAGCCGUGCGCUCCCAAGCACACUUGCUCACACAUGCAGAUCAGUGUUGCACGUCAGAACUCUUUGUGAGUAGAGUCUCUCUGGGCUGGGACUGGCCUUGCUGCUGGGUGUGUGUCACUGCAGCCAUCAGCCUGUGCCCGUGCACCUCAGCCCUCCCAGAGCAGGCAAACGCAGUGCACUGCUCUCAGCCGUGCGCUCCCAAGCACACUUGCUCACACAUGCAGAUCAAUGUUGCAUGUCAGAACUCUUUGUGAGUAGAGACUCUCUGGGCUGGGACUGGCCUUGCUGCUGGGCGUGGGUCACUGCAGCCAUCAGCCUGUGCCCGUGCACCUCAGCCCUCCCAGAGCAGCUGAUUGCCACAAACCCAGCCCAGCGCGCUCCCGUGUGGGGAAGGCCAGAGCCAAGCACAGCUCCUCAGCGGGUGCUGCUCACAGGGCAGGGGCUGCAGGCCUGCCUCUGGAUUCGACUGACAGAAGGAGCCAGGAGGAGCCUCAGCCUCUGAGGCUGCUGCCCAGGGAUUGCAGGGAUGCUGCACCCGGCCCAGUGAACGCACCAGCUGUGUCUGCAGCUCGCUGGAACUGAAACGUGCUUUGUUUACAUUGACCACUGCACUUAAGGGUAAAAUCAAAGUUGAUUCUGAAGUUGUGGAAUUUACUCGCCAGUUUUGUUUUCUUCAAGUUUGUGGUAUUGAACUCUGGGCCUCAGAGUAGAGCUAAUAAGUGUUGCUGUGGUUAAAUAUCUUGUUAGAUUCACAAUUAAACUGUAUAACUCUGCAGCAUGCACUUGGGCCCAACAGGAACACUGCCUGUUCCAACAUGGGAAAAGAUUUCACUCUGUAAGUUGCUGGUUUAUAGAAAUGCAUUUUAGAUGCAUUUAGAUAAUCUGUGAUUAAAGCUUUCCUCUAACCAAAACCUUACGAUGGUUUGGUUCUUUGUUUACUCGUGGCUUUUUAGCAUGAGGACUUGAUGAACAUGCCCUGUAGUGGGUUUACACGUAGAUGUAACUGUAGGAUAAAACCAUGCUAAGUUACUGAGGAGGCUUCUAGACAGAGUGUAGUUAACACAGACCUGUAGACUGGACAAGCAGCACCUCUGUCUUGAGCUAAGGAUGUUUUUAAAGAGUUUGUGUGUGCUUCAAGAAAUGAUUGAGGCACAACUGGGGCAGUGAUAAGACAGGCUGAAUUUCCUACAUAACUCUGUAACAAUUUGCUUCUGGCUUAGUAAUAACUGUGCAUUGUCUUGCAUCUGUAUUGUGCUUUAUACAGCCAGAUGCUGAGCCAGAUUUAUUUUUCAGAGUGACUGGAAAAAUUGGCGUUUAUCUGACUUGAUACCAUGGGUCUGCCAUGAUGCUGGUUCUUGCCUGUGGACUGUAUCAAUAACUCAUCCCGAGAUGGGAAAGCAAAUAUUCAUUUACAAGUGGGUAAAACGUGAAGGAUGCUAUUGUGAUUUUUCACACAUUUUCGAAAUCUGAAGUUACUCUUGCAUUCAGAAUUCUUUGUAUGUGAAUACCUUCUGUUUAAACUUAGGCUGGUCGUUGCAUGUGUUUAUGUACCUAAUUAUAACAUUAUUUCCUUUGAAGUGGUUGGGUUUACGAACAACAACGUUAUUGCUUGAUCUCAGGAAGUCUCAUGCAGUUACUGUGACUACAGUCAUCACUGUACUUCAGGGCGUGAAGGCUCUACACAGACAUAAAUCUGUGCAAGCAACGUGAAACCCAAAAUGCAAGUGUAGGAGAGGAAAAGGUUAAAGACACUGCACUGCACAAUGUGUCACUAAACACAGGCAUCAAAUCUAGGAGAAGUACAGAAUGUUUCCAUCACAUCAUUCAGUUACUGUGUUUAUGAAGUAUGAAUGUAAUGGGAAAUGCAAUUGUCAGAGAGGUACUCUGUAAAUACAUACUUAAUCUACUUGUGUCUAAGCUUUCUUCAACUAAGGAGGAAAAAAUCAGAAAUGGGGGUACAAAACCUGUAAAACUGAGGAAUGGAAGUAGGUCUGCAAAACUAACUGUACUUACUGCACAUUCUCAGUGUCUAAAUGCCACUAAAAUGUCAAGUAAUUGAUUAACAUUUGUUUUGUAGAGAAACAAACCCAUUUUUGAGCGUGCCCUCAAAUUCCCUUAUUUCAGUGAGUAUCAUGGAAUUCUGUGGUUGACCUUAUUUUUGAGGCUGGUUACAGUACAGUGCACAGUUGUCACUCCUUGGGGUGGAAACCUGUCAGUCUGUCAAUAACUGGUGGAGCUGCUGUUCUAGCACUUAUUUAACACCCGUGUUAUCUUUGUCCUGUGCUGACAGGCACAGCUCAUGUUCCUUGACAUCAGAACCUUAUGCCAGCCUCAGACUUCCAGCCUCAGAUUUAUAAAUCCUAUGGAUUAUUGUAAGUCUCUUUACUGCUGCUGAAAAUCAUUUGGGCUGUCCUUUCCUGUGAGAUGCUGAUCAUCUCCUGAUGGUUUCUAAGGGGCUGUUGUGGUGGUGUGUUUGGCUGAUGAUCGUGCUCAAAACUGCCGUGAUUUCCUGUUCUCUUGGACUUGCCAGGGGAGUGCACAAACAGCUGUGUGAGGAUGGGCUCCUUUGCGCUUGGAGAAGAAUGAUGAGUAACUCGUGUCUUCAUUCCUAGCUUACCUGAAGAUCUGUUCGAAGGAAUGGGAAUGGUAACUGCAGUCUGAGUGUUCCAGGCUGCCUUGUUCCCUGCCCCAUCCUUCCCUGCUCCUCGGAGUCGCUGUGGUCAGUAAAGGUAACUGGCUGGUGAACUGGUCUCUCCAGCCUUUCUGCAGGAAUCACCUGCUCUGCAUCGAGUGCGAGUUGGGACUUAAGACUUUGUUCUGAAGGGAAUUUAACGCAUCCCGAAAUUUGUAAAAAUAACUGUAAAUGGUAUUUUUCAAAUGAUCACUUUUGGCUGCCACCCUUCCCACAUUACGACUGCUUUCUUAAACACUUCUCAUUGAUUUUCAUGUUUGUAUUAAAACAAAACUGUUGUUUAUUACA